Brenthis ino (lesser marbled fritillary) is the source of this 4428-nucleotide messenger RNA. The record is from the annotation of a GenBank genome assembly. Lineage: Eukaryota; Metazoa; Arthropoda; Insecta; Lepidoptera; Nymphalidae.
AUGAUUUUUAAAGGUCCACUAAAUAAAGUUACGCUACGACAUAGUCCAGUACCAGCUGCAGCAAAAUUCAAAAGGAAUAUAGAAUAUGAUCAAGAUUUAAAUCAUCAAAGUUAUACAUACACCGAUGUUCAAGAGGAUAUAAAGGGUAGAACCUCAGCGGUUUCAGUGGGGAGUACCGGAGUUGGUUAUGAUGGUGAGCUAGUGAGCCCAAAUUCAUAUAUUAAAAAUGGAAAUGCUCAAGCAUUGGAAAAUGGAGAAGGACUAGGACAAUCUUCUGACAAUUAUCUUGCAAGCCCGUCAUCAGCAUUAGACAAUGUAUCGGAUAUAUUAGAAAAUGUAAAUGUAAUGGGUCAAAAUUCAAAUAUCCAACCAGAGUGGAAAUCAGAGGACAUAAGCAAAGAAAGUGAUUUAGAAGACAGAGCAGCAUAUGCUCAAGCUGUUGCAAAUGCCCACAGUUCAGGAAAUGCUCAAACACAGGCAAAUGCUCAAGCACAGGCAAGCACUCACGCACAGGCAAACGCUCAAGCGUAUACAAAUGUACGAGACAACCAAUUUGGAAUAGGAUCAUUGCCUUACAACUACCCUGUUUCGGCGUCAUCUCUUGCACAAGCACUAACAAACGCUAAUUUAAAAAAACAAAACUUAUAUAGUAAGCCAUAUUGGAAAUCUGGUGAUAUCGAAAAAGUUGAUGAAAGCGAAAGAGCAGUUCGACAAUCAAAAGAAAUUGAAGUACAAGAAGAAAGUGUGCAAAAUGAAAAAAGUGCAAGCUCUAUUCUUGAGUCCAGUCCAGUAUCAGUAGAUACUCUAGCGAAUAAGCAAGAAUCCAUAACAUCUGUUGAAACUUUAGAAAGAAAUAUUGAAAGUUCAGAACUAAAUCUUGACUUGAAGGGUUUCACUCCAGAAAGAAAUGUUGAUGAAACAAAAACUGGUGAAGAAAAUUUAAACCUCGAAGAAAGGAGAGGAGGUCAACCUAUUGUGGUUUGUUCGAGACCUUAUGAGAUCCAUGCAGUGUGGUUGGUAGCACAAGGAUGUAUGAUUUGUACAUGUGUCCAAGACAAUUGGCUUUUAAGACCACUUUGCGCAAGUUGCAACACUUGUCUUACCCCGCCGCCACCACCACCACCACCGUUGCCAGAAAUAAUAAUACCUGUACCUCCACCUUCACCACCCACACCAGUUCCUCAAGUGUCCUGUGAUCCAUUACCCACUGAAACUCCAUUCGAAAAUCCGUUGAAUCCGUGCCAGAUAUGCAUAUGCAAGCCAAUUGUCAACGUAUUUGGUCAACCUGAUGUUCAAAUUCAAUGCGACGAAAAUCCACAAUGUAUGAGGCCGCCAGAUAUAAUUCCUAUACCUCCUAUACCCCAGCCGCCCUCGCCGCCCGUGCCGCUUCCCUUAUGCGAGAGGUUCCCUCUGAACGUGCUGUUCCCAGAUCCACUCGACGGAUGCAAGAUAUGCAAGUGUGUGGCAGAAACCUUCUUACUCGAAAAGAGGAUUAUAUGCAUGCCAAAUCCUGAAUGCGAGCCACCAGUACCACUGCCAACACCAGUGCCGGAACCAGUACCGAUACCGGAACCGGAACCAGAACCCGCACCCUUACCUCCUUUACCCCCAUUCCCUGUGACUCCUGUACAGCCAUUCCCAAUUGUACCUCAGAUACCACAAGAAAUAGAACCAGUUCCAUGGCCACCUGUAAUUGCGAACCGACCACGAAACCAAAGCCCGUUACCAGGACCACCACCACAUGACACCUGCCGACCGUAUCCACCGAAUACACCCUUCCAGCAUCCUUGGAACGAGUGCCAGAUAUGCGAGUGUGUUGAGAUUUUCGGGCCAAAUAUCAUCAAUAUUGAAGUGAAUUGCUAUACUAAACCAUCUUGCUAUCCCAUAUGCGAGUUCCAAAGCUUAAACGCCGAUUUCGCUCAUCCGAGAGAACCGUGCAAAAUUUGCAACUGUCAGAUAUUCGGUAACAUAAUUGUACCAGUAUGUCGACUAGCAGAUGGUCCUGGAUUUUUAGGUCAAAAUUCACCACUAGGCAGUAAUGCAGAUGCUUUAGCUUCUGCAACCGCUUUAGCCAAUUCACAAUCACAAGGAUAUCAGCCGGGAUAUCCAUCACAACCAGGACAGUGGGGAAGUCAAGUUUCAUCUGCACUUGCACAGGCACAAGCACAGAGUAAUUCCGAAGCUCAAGCUUUAUCUAAUGCAGCAGCAAGUUCUAGUAAUCAGUAUCCUUACGGAACUAUUGGUUUAAAUGUCCCAAACGCCUAUCCAGGUAGUUUGUCUCCUUGGCUCAAUUCAUACCCUUAUGGAUUUUACACUUCAGAAAGUGCAAAUGCUCAAGCGAUAGCUAAUGCUCAAUCUGUCGGCUCACAAUAUAACUACCCUUACUUCCCUGGAGAAAGUCAAUCUAGUGCCCAAGCUCAAGCUGAUGCAGUAGUAAAUACUCAAUUGCUAGGAUUAUCGCCAUAUGGAGUCUAUCCUUAUUCACCUGGAAGUAGUCUUUCUAAUGCACAGGCUCAAGCGAAAGCAAUUAGCAAUGCUCAAGGUACUGAUUUAUAUGGUAAUUAUCCUUAUUUACCCGGGGGAAGUCAAUCUAGCGCACAAGCCGAUGCAGUCGCAAAUACGCAAUCGCUAAGUUUAUCUCCAUACGUAGUCUCUCCUUACUCUCCUGGAGGUGGUUUUUCUAAUGCGCAGGCCCAAGCUGAAGCAAUAAGUAAUAAUCAAGGUAGUAGCUUAUUAGGUAAUUACCCUUACUUACCCGGGGGUACACAAUCUAACGCCCAAGCACAAGCUGACGCAGUAGCAAAUGCCCAAUCGCUAGGUAUAUCACCAUACGUCGUCUAUCCUUACUCUAGCGGAGGGAGUCUGUCUAAUGCACAGGCUCAGGCCGAAGCAAUAAGUAAUGCCCAAAGUGGUCAAGAACAAGCUGAUGCAAUAGCAAAUGCACAAUCGCUAGGUAUAUCUCCUUAUGUAGUUUACCCUUACUCUACUGGAGGUAGUCUUUCAAAUGCACAGGCGGAAGCAAUCAGUAAUGUUCAAAGUACUGAUUCAUACGGUAACUCUCCUUAUUCGGGCGGGGGCAGUCAAUCUAGCGCCCAAGCACAAGCUGAGGCAAUCGCAAAUGCACAAUCUCUAGAUGUAUCUCCAGUUAAUACUUACUCUGUUGGAGGUGGUCAAGGAGCUAAUGCAUAUCCUUAUUCACUUUUUGGCGGUAGUCAAUCUAAUGCACAAGCGCAGGCUGAAGCGAUAGCCAAUGCUCAAUCUAGUGCUUCUCAACCCUAUAACCCCUUUGAUUCCUAUAUAAAUUAUCCUUCCUAUCCUGAAAAUAUUCAAAGUAAUGCUCAAGCUAAUGCAAUCGCAGCAUCUCAAAAUUCCCUAAAUUUGUACUCGCUACCUAGCACUAAUAUUAACCCCAUUUAUGAAUCUGGAAUCAAUGGCUGGGAGAGCUUAUUGCAAGGACAAAGACCCUCGGAAGCCGUAGCGGAAUCUUUAGCCAAUGCUCAAUCGCUAGGAGAGUCACAAGCUUUUUCACAAGCCGUGGCCCAAGGAAGUACAAGUGCACAGGCUUUCGCACAAGCUGCAGCCCAGUCUGGAACGCCUUUAAUGAGAUCAGUAUCGCAUGGUAAGGAACAAGGGCUAACGACUAAUAAUGGCUUAGAAUUUCUUGAAGAUGUAAAAAAUAUAGCAGGUUUUGGGGACGCCCAACACAGAGGCCCGCAAUGGUACGAUUACGAUUCCAUGUCUUCUGGUGACAGUCAUUUGAAAUUGAAAAGUGACUACAGCUCUUCACUAUCAGCCGAACCCAGCAGUAUAUCAUCGAGCCAAGCCUCUGAAGCAUCUUCAAUAGAGACCAAUGAGAAGAAACGAGCAACAAAAACAUAUAGAACCUGCACUACUUGUCCACACGACAUGAUGAAAAAGUACAAAAAUUUUGGUAUCAAAUGGAUAUGUGGUGGAUAUCAACGAGCACGUCGAUCUUUUAAAAGCGAAUGUAUGAUGAGGUACCGAAAUUGUCAGGAUGGUACUACAGAUCUCGUUGCAUCACUCGUACCAAAUGUAACCAAAGUUGGCAAAGUUAACAAUGGCGUAGAUACCAUACACAGGAGGAAGGGUAAAAACCAUCGAUCUACAUCGUCUUCUGACGGAGCAAUUCGAGGCAGCAUUUCUGAUGAAGGAGAUAAAGAAAGCUUGGAGCUAUCAAGUCAUGACCAAACAGCUUUAUCAUCAGAGGAGAAAUAUAAACCUAAGUCGACUGAGGAAAGAAAGGGAUGGCAAAAAUGGCGUCGCAAAUGUACGCCCUGUCCAGAUGACAUGGUAAAGAAGUGGCGUGAUCCUAGUAUUGAGUGGAUCUGUGGAGGGUACCAGCGGGCUCGAAGAACGUUUAAGAGUCUUUGCAUGAUGCAUUAUAGAAACUGCCAAGAUGGAACUAGU